This is a messenger RNA of Herpailurus yagouaroundi (jaguarundi), 3934 nucleotides long. It is a transcript of the gene HK1, whose product is annotated as hexokinase 1. The record is from RefSeq and is a predicted model, not a curated record. Gene Ontology annotation, molecular function: glucokinase activity; fructokinase activity; ATP binding. Gene Ontology annotation, cellular component: cytosol; mitochondrion. The transcript has 21 exons. The coding region runs from base 408 to 3176 and encodes 922 amino acids. Lineage: Eukaryota; Metazoa; Chordata; Mammalia; Carnivora; Felidae. Gene Ontology annotation, biological process: intracellular glucose homeostasis; glucose 6-phosphate metabolic process; glycolytic process.
GCAGAACUGCAGAGAGGGCACGCAUCCAUCUUGCUGUCUUUGGACAGGCCGGCCCCUGAAACACCGGGGGCAAUGGAAGACUAACUUCUCCACAAGGUUUGCUAGGCAAGACCAGCAACCACACAACAAGGACUCCAACUAACCAACUAAAGAGCUGUUGCCCAGAGCAUUGUUCCCGAGGAAGAAAAGAGCUAAGCACACACCCACAACUGCUUUGUGCCAAGAAUCUACAGUUGGGUUUGCCAAGCAGCAUAUGUUGUCCUUUUGGAAAAUGAGAGUGAGACCGCAUGAAGAGGCAGCAGAGGUGUCUCAAGCCAUCUCAAGGCCUCUUAGCCCGGGCUGCUGAGAGCAGAAGAGAAGAAAGAACCAGAAGAGAAGGAAGAACCCGGGCAUAGCAGGUGCCCACCAUGGGGCAGAGCUGCCAGCGAGGAUGCAGUGAAGAAGCAUCUGAAAAGCCCAUCAAGCCCCCACUUACUGAAGUUAAGAUUGACAAGUAUCUCUAUGCCAUGCGGCUCUCCGAUGAAACUCUGAUAGAUAUCAUGACUCGGUUCAAGAAGGAGAUGAAGAAUGGCCUCUCCCGGGAUUUUAAUCCAACAGCCACAGUGAAGAUGUUGCCAACGUUUGUAAGGUCUAUUCCUGAUGGUUCAGAAAAGGGAGAUUUCAUUGCCCUGGAUCUUGGCGGGUCUUCCUUUCGAAUUCUGAGGGUGCAAGUGAAUCAUGAGCAAAACCAGAAUGUUCACAUGGAGUCCGAGAUUUAUGACACCCCGGAGAACAUCGUGCACGGCAGUGGAAGCCAGCUUUUCGAUCACGUCGCCGAGUGCCUGGGAGACUUCAUGGAGAAGAAGAAAAUCAAGGACAAGAAAUUACCUGUGGGAUUCACGUUUUCCUUCCCUUGUCGGCAGUCCAAAAUAGACGAGGCCAUCCUGAUCACCUGGACAAAGAAAUUUAAAGCGAGCGGAGUGGAGGGAAUGGAUGUGGUGAAGCUGCUUAACAAAGCCAUCAAAAAGCGCGGGGACUACGAUGCCAACAUUGUGGCUGUGGUGAACGACACGGUGGGGACCAUGAUGACCUGUGGCUACGACGACCAGCAGUGCGAAGUCGGCCUCAUCAUUGGCACUGGCACCAACGCGUGCUACAUGGAGGAACUGAGGCACAUUGACCUGGUGGAAGGUGACGAGGGCAGGAUGUGCAUCAACACGGAGUGGGGGGCCUUUGGGGACGACGGGUCCCUCGAAGACAUCCGCACCGAGUUCGACCGGGAGAUAGACCGUGGCUCUCUCAACCCCGGGAAGCAGCUGUUUGAGAAGAUGGUGAGUGGCAUGUACUUGGGAGAGCUGGUUCGAUUGAUCCUGGUCAAGAUGGCCAAGGAGGGCCUCUUAUUUGAAGGACGGAUCACCCCGGAGCUGCUCACCAGGGGGAAGUUCAAGACCAGUGAUGUGUCAGCCAUUGAAAAGAAUAAGGAAGGCCUCCACAAUGCCAAAGAAAUCCUGACCCGCCUGGGAGUGGAGCCAUCUGAUGACGACUGUAUUUCAGUCCAGCACGUGUGUACCAUUGUCUCAUUUCGCUCUGCCAACCUGGUGGCUGCAACGCUGGGCGCCAUCUUGAACCGCCUUCGAGAUAACAAGGGCACACCCAGGCUGCGGACCACGGUUGGUGUCGACGGGUCUCUUUACAAGACGCACCCACAGUAUUCACGACGUUUCCACAAGACUCUGAGGCGCUUGGUGCCCGACUCCGAUGUGCGCUUCCUCCUCUCGGAGAGCGGCAGCGGGAAGGGGGCCGCCAUGGUCACCGCGGUGGCCUACCGCCUGGCCGAGCAGCACCGGCAGAUCGAGGAGACCCUGGCCCACUUCCGCCUCACCAAGGAUAUGCUGCUGGAGGUGAAGAAGAGAAUGCGGGCCGAGAUGGACAUGGGCCUGAGGAAACAGACGCACGAAAAGGCCGUAGUCAAGAUGCUGCCUUCCUUCGUCCGGAGCACUCCAGACGGGACCGAGCAUGGUGACUUCUUGGCCCUUGAUCUUGGAGGAACGAAUUUCCGUGUCUUACUGGUGAAAAUCCGCAGUGGGAAAAAGAGAACGGUGGAAAUGCACAACAAGAUCUAUGCCAUUCCCAUUGAAAUCAUGCAGGGCACUGGGGAAGAGCUGUUUGACCACAUCGUCUCCUGCAUCUCCGACUUCCUGGACUACAUGGGGAUCAAAGGCCCCAGAAUGCCUCUUGGCUUCACGUUCUCAUUCCCCUGCAAGCAGACGAGCUUGGAUGCGGGAAUCUUGAUCACCUGGACGAAGGGUUUUAAGGCAACCGACUGCGUGGGGCACGAUGUAGCAACCUUACUAAGGGAUGCGAUCAAAAGGAGAGAGGAAUUUGACCUGGACGUGGUGGCUGUGGUCAAUGACACGGUGGGCACCAUGAUGACCUGUGCUUAUGAAGAGCCUACCUGCGAGGUUGGACUCAUCGUAGGGACUGGCAGCAACGCCUGCUACAUGGAAGAAAUGAAGAAUGUCGAGAUGCUGGAGGGGGACGAGGGGCGAAUGUGCAUCAACAUGGAGUGGGGUGCCUUUGGGGACAACGGGUGUCUCGAUGACAUCAGAACUCUCUAUGACAGACUGGUGGAUGAAUAUUCUCUAAACGCUGGAAAACAAAGGUUUGAGAAGAUGAUCAGCGGUAUGUACCUGGGUGAGAUCGUCCGCAACAUCUUGAUCGACUUCACCAAGAAGGGGUUCCUCUUCCGAGGGCAGAUCUCUGAGCCACUGAAGACUCGCGGCAUUUUUCAGACCAAAUAUCUCUCCCAGAUUGAGAGUGACCGGUUAGCACUGCUCCAGGUCCGGGCCAUCCUCCAGCAGCUGGGCCUGAAUAGCACCUGUGACGACAGUAUCCUCGUCAAGACCGUGUGCGGGGUGGUGUCCAAACGGGCCGCGCAGCUGUGUGGUGCGGGCAUGGCCGCCGUGGUGGACAAGAUCCGCGAGAACAGAGGGCUGGACCAUCUCAGUGUGACUGUGGGGGUGGAUGGAACACUCUACAAGCUUCAUCCGCACUUCUCGAGAAUCAUGCACCAAACCGUGCAGGAACUGUCACCGAACUGCAACGUGUCCUUCCUCCUGUCCGAAGACGGCAGUGGCAAGGGGGCUGCCCUCAUCACGGCCGUGGGCGUCCGGCUCCGGGAAGAAUCGAGCAGCUAAGAGUACCGGCCCCCCGGCCUGCUGUCCUUCCAGCGCUCCUCUCUUCAGGCGGCGACCCCCUGUCCCUCCCAGCGAGCUGUGCCGGGAGACCCCGGCGCCAGGGCCGGCCUCGCCGCAGCGGGGAGGGAGACCCAAGCCAACUAAUGGCGCAUAGCGUAGGGUACAAAAUAGAGCGCGUGCUGUCGAUAAUCUCUCCCCACUCCGGCCCCUCCUCGUCUGCCCCCGCCACUCUGCAUGAUCCGAUUUCUACCCGGUCGUACGCUCCCCGUGUGUGAAGUUUAGUGGCGUCCGUUUCCAGUUUCUGCAUUCGUCCUACAGAGUUAUUUAUUGGCCCAAGGUGAAAAGUCGCACCAUCUGGCAGGCCUCCUGGGCCUCCGCAGCCCGUCCUUGGGGACACAUCCCCUGUGUGAAACGUAUUAUCACCAGCAGACACUGCCGGGACUCCCUCCCCGGGGGAACCUUAGCUGCUUCCUCCCGUCCCAGCGCCCACUGCUGUCUGGCGUCCCGAGGUUGCCCUCAAGACGUGUCAGUGCCACUGAAUCGUGUGUCCGUGGAACUGGUCAGAGCCAUGCCUUGACAGUCUUGCAUUCUGUCUGUCUUGUUGCGGGGGCGGGGGGGAGGUGGGCAGUUCUGCGGGAAAAUGUCUCGUCUCCAUUUGGGCAAAAGGAACCGAACCGACAAACAGUGCCCCCAUUGGAAUUUCCCAUUGCUUUUGUGAGCCAUGUUGUAUGACCUAGUAAACUUUGUACCGAUUCAAA